Messenger RNA from Musca vetustissima, 3870 nucleotides. RefSeq names its product tiggrin. The record is from RefSeq and is a predicted model, not a curated record. The transcript is spliced from 3 exons. Lineage: Eukaryota; Metazoa; Arthropoda; Insecta; Diptera; Muscidae. The annotation marks the transcript as partial.
AUGAAGGCCCUUAGCCUUGUGCUAUUGGCUAUGCUGGUACCAUGGAGUACCGGUUAUAGUUAUGGACGUGUUAGUUCCUAUGGUGGCCAGGGUAGCUAUGGCUCUGGUUCAUAUGCCUACGGAACAUCUGGUGCUGGAUAUGGUUCCAAUUAUGGUUCCUCAGCUUCGACUUAUGGUUCGGGAUACAAUAGCGGUUAUGGCAGUGGCUCAUACGGUUCAAGACGUUGUGAUGGUACCUCGUGUUCGUUUGGCAGUAAUUCUGCUUAUACCUCAUCAAGUCAAACAUCGUCGUCGUCUUCGUCAACGACUUCAUCGGCUUCGUAUAGCUCGUGUUGUGCCUUGAACUCCUGGGCCCAACAGUACUUGGUGGAGAUUCGCGAAUUCUCGGCCCGUUUGAGACAGGAAUAUAAUAGUUUAAUGACUGGAUCCGGACAUGGUUAUAGCACCACCUAUACACCGUGGUCAGAACGCAUCAUCAGCCUGACCGGCAAAACCUCGGGCGAACUUGAUGCUAUCUGCCGCUUGCAGGCUGAGGAAUUGCUGCAGGACAAACGCAGCGGUGCCCUUAGCUACCAAUUGAUUGCCCAUCCCAGUUUCUUUGAAUGGAAAUCCUCGGAGGUCUUGUACCGUUACUACGCCGUCGAUAAUGGCCAACAGCAACAACAAACUUUGGACCUGGGUUUUAAACCCGUCGAUUUGAGUUCUUUCGAUGAUGUCAAGACCUAUAAUUACCCCACUGAAGUUAAGGUUAUCGAUGGCAAAACCUAUGUGGUCCACAAAAAUGUUACCGAGGCCCAUAAGACAUCCGGUACCGGAACCUUGGACAACCCCUAUGUUACCCUGAUCAAACGCAAUCGUACCAUUAUUACAAAUGGCCCCGCUGGGGUAUAUUCUACCCCUAGUUUGGGUUUCACCACGGGUUCAUAUGUUGUACCCAGCUCACCCAGUGUGAGCUAUGGCCCCGUAGGAACCACCACAGUGACCCGCAAGAAGACCGUCUACGAUUGGGCCAAUCAAAAUAUGGAACCCAGUGUUAUUGGUUAUCGUCCUGCGGUGCAUUUGGAAACCGGUAGCUAUACCCGUCCUCCUGUACACAUUCCCGUCGAUAGUGGUUAUGGCUCAGAUGUGGAGACCUUCAGUGCUGGGUAUAGACCUAGCUACGGCCCGGGAUCCACCGUGAGUGUGCAACGCGUCAAUAAGACCAUCAUUAAGGACCACACCGGCAACGUGAUCAGUUUAUCCGGUACCCAGAGCCAUAAAAAAUGGGUCGAUGGUAAAUUGGUUUAUGACACUGAGAGACCUUUCGGUGAAUGGUCUGUGCCCCGCGAUGAGGCCUGGAAACGUGAGGAACGUGAGCGAUUCUUCUGGUUCCUGACUUCGGGUAACACCACACCCCAAAAUCUCGAAGCCUGGGAGCGCCAACAGGAGGAACGCCUUUUGGGUCUAGCAGAACGUAACCACUGCACCCUAGACGAUAUCCAUGCCUUCCAUCGCACCGAAUUGGAACGUUAUCAGAUUCUCUUGGCCCAGUAUAACUCCCAAACCGAUGAACCCGUGGAGUGGAAACGUAAGGAACGUGGCCGCCUCGAUUGGCUCGUCCAUCAGAACAGCAUUACCCGUGAGGAGUUGGAACGCUGGCAGCAGGAAAAUGCCGAUAAACUCAAUCAGUUGGCCCGUCAAUAUCAAGUCCCAGUGCAGGAUCUCAAGAACUGGCAGUUAGAGGAAUUGGAUCGUCUCUAUGUCUACUUCAAUGAUCAAAAUAACUCCAUGAUCCCCCUACCCACCGAUUCGCUACGCACCGAUGAACAGCGUCGCCUGGAGGAACUGAUCCGUCAACACAAUGCCACCAUUGAUCAGCUACACAAUUCCAUUAAAAUGGAUCAAGAAAAGCUCAAGGACCUCUCACAGGUCUACAAGGGUAAUGUACAGGAUAUGGAAAAAUGGCUCAAGGAAGAAUUGGCUCGCCUCGGCGGAAUCAUCACCGAGACCCGUGAAGAAAUGAAUCGCAUCACUGAAUGGCAAAAAUCCGAACGUAGCCGUUUGGAAAAUAUGGUGAAACUCCACCAAGGUUCUGUUACCGGUAUCGAUGAACAAAUGGCCAAGGAUCGCGUCUAUCUACAAAACCUUGCCAAUAAAUAUCACGUCAGCAUUGAAGAGCUCGAGAAAUGGCAACGCCAAGAACUGGAACGUCUGCAGAACGAAGGACAAAUGCAAAUCGAAAAGGGCAUCAAGGAAUGGCAGUUGCGCGAACAUGAAAAUCUCAAGAAGUUGAUUGCACGCAAUGACCUCACCAUCGAGGAGUUCCAAACUCAGGUGCUUAACGAUCGUCAGAGGUUGGAGAAUUUGGCCCGCACCUAUCAUGUACAGAUUGCCGAAAUCGAAUCAUGGUUGAAAUCGGAAAUGAGCCAACUGAAGAAUGAAGGCUUUUUGACUGAGGUUAAGAAGGAAUUGGAAGACUGGCAGAAGAAGGAACGUGAGCGUUUGAUGUUGAUUGUCCAGCAGAGUGGUGCCACCGUUCAAGAUUUGGAAUUGAAAAUCAAGGCCGAUCAAAGUCAUUUGAAUAAAUUGGCGGCCAAUUAUAAUGUGCAGGUCAAAGAAAUCGAAGAUUGGCUGAAGAAUGAAUUAAUGCGCCUGCAGGCCCAAGGCUUGGUCAAGGUCGAGGACCUCCAGGAAUGGCAGAAGACCGAACGUAAUGAAAUUUUCAAGCUCAUCGAAAAUAAUCGCAUAACCAUUGAAGAAUUUGAAAGUAAGCUUCUUAACGAUCGCCGUAAAUUGGCCGAUUUGGCAAGGACCUACAAUGUCCAAGUCCAUGAAAUUGAAACCUGGAUUAAGAAGGAAGGUGAGCGAUUGCAAAAUUUGGGUCUGUUGCAGAUCAAGGAGCAACUGAAUAAUUGGCAAAUUGUGGAACGUGAGCGAUUGAUGAAGCUGUUGCAGGAAAAUAAUUAUUCGAUUAAGGAAUUGGAGGAUAAGUUGAAAAAGGAUCAAACCCAUUUGUAUGCCACCGCCAAUCAACAUCAGGUCCGUGUCGAGGAAAUUGAGGAAUGGUUGAAAAAGGAAAUCAAGCGCCUGCAGGAUGAAGGUAUGCUGGAGAUUGAGAAAUUGAAGUCGUGGCAGUUGGAAUGGCGUGGCAAUUUGACCACGAUGAUCAAGGAGCGGGAUUUUACCGUGGAACAGUUCCACAAUUGGCUGAUGGAUGAUCGCAAGCGUUUGGAGGCCCUGGCCAUGCAGCAUAAUGUGCAGAUUGAGGAAAUCGAGGAAUGGGUUAAGAAUGAGGAGCAGCGCUUUAUUAGCAUGGGUUUGUUGAAACCGAAUGAGAAGUUGACAAAUUGGCAGGAGGUGGAACGCAGAUACUUGGAGAGGAUUACCCAGGAGCAAUACCAUUCGACCGAGCAGUUAGAACAGAGAUUGAGACAGGAUCGUGAGUUGUUGGAAAAAUUGGCCAGGGAUUAUCAGGUCCAGGUGGCGGAAAUUGAGUCAUGGAUGAAGAAGGAAUUGGCCAGACUUCGCGAUGAGGGUCAAUUGCAGAUUGAUAAUUUAACUUCGUGGCAGAUUGCCGAAAAGGAGAGGUUGGAUAAGUUAUUGAAGCAGAACAAAAACUGGUCUGUGGAAGAAUUUGAAGCAGUGCUGAAACAGGAUCGUGAACAUAUGCAGAACACCGCCUUCCAGUAUCAUGUCUCCGUGGAGGAAAUUGAAAAAUGGAUCCAAGGAGAAGUGGAUCGCCUCCAGCAACAGGGUAAACUGAAUAUUGAAAAAAUGACCCAAUGGCAAAAGGAUCAGUAUCAGAGGAUUAUGAAUCUGCUGCAGCAGCAAUCGAGCAUCACAGCCGAAGAAUUUGAGACCAAGAUUGCCAAGGAUCGCACGUUCCUGAUG